AAGAGAAAGAGGAAAAGAAAAGAAAGAAGAAAAUGAAAAAGAAAAGAAGACUUCUUGCUCUCCGGAAUGUGCUCAGACAGCAGCUGACUGGAAACGCAGAGAAUCAUCUAUCUUACUCCUACGGCCACCGUAGCGCGAGGGCGGAGCCCACUGUGCUGCGCAUGCCCAGAGGGGUGAACAGGUUGGCUUCGCGCUCCGGGAAGGAAGCCGGAGAACAGGUUAUGUGGGGGCUGGCGGUGGCAUUUGCCAGGGACACCGCACGCGAGCCGGAAGUGCAGGCUGCGCCAGCCGCGGCGCAAGAGCUCCGGGCUAGACGGUGGCGACGGCGACCCCUCGGCGGGAGGAGGACGAUGAGGAGCGGCGGGGGCGGCGCGGGGCCUCGCUGCUGCGCGGAGCCGGGUUCCGAGCCCGCGGCCGACUGCGCAUCCCGCCCGCGAGCCUGAGUGAGUGCGGCGGGGACGCGGGCCGCCUCUCCGACCUCCCCACCCCGCAGCUCGGAGCCGGGAGCCCGAGUCUCCCUCCGUCCCUUCCCCUCCCCUGCCUGGAACAGUCGGUCAGCAAACCCCGGGCUUGGGUCGAAGGGACGGGCGCGUUUGUCUGUAACAGGGUGAAAUGUUGCCGGAUAAAGAGCCUCACAGAACUUAACUGCUCUAAUUUCUUCUCUGCUGGCCUUGGCAAGACACCUACGUGGAGCUGCCAUGGAAAAACCCUGGAUGCUGUGGAGCUUCAUCGAAAGAUGGCUGCUGGCCCUGGUGUCCUGGUCUUGGGCUCUCUGCCGCAUCUCUCUCUUACCUUUGAUAGUGACUUUUCAUCUGUAUGGAGGCAUUGUCUUACUGUUGUUAAUAUUCGUGUCGAUUGCAGGCAUCUUGUAUAAAUUCCAGGAUGUCUUGCUCUACUUUCCAGAACAGCCAUCGUCUUCCCGCCUUUAUGUUCCCAUGCCUACGGGUAUUCCCCAUGAAAAUAUUUUCAUCAGAACCAAAGAUGGCGUGCGCCUGAAUCUGAUCUUGGUGAGAUACACUGGAGACAAUUCCCCCUAUUGCCCGACAAUAAUUUAUUUUCAUGGAAAUGCAGGCAACAUAGGCCACAGGUUACCAAACGCACUGCUUAUGCUGGUGAACCUCAAAGUGAACCUCGUUCUUGUUGAUUACCGGGGGUAUGGAAAAAGUGAAGGGGAAGCCAGUGAAGAAGGACUGUAUUUGGAUUCUGAAGCUGUGCUAGACUAUGUGAUGACGAGACCUGAUCUCGAUAAAACCAAGGUUUUCCUUUUCGGCCGCUCCCUGGGAGGAGCAGUGGCCAUUCACUUGGCUUCUGAGAAUUCUCACAGAAUUUCAGCCAUCAUGGUGGAGAACACGUUCCUCAGCAUACCACACAUGGCCAGCACUCUGUUUUCAUUCUUCCCAAUGCGUUACCUUCCUUUAUGGUGCUAUAAAAAUAAGUUUCUGUCCUACAGAAAGAUCUCCCAGUGCAGGAUGCCUUCUCUCUUCAUCUCUGGCCUCUCUGACCAGUUGAUUCCACCUGUGAUGAUGAAACAGCUCUACGAGCUCUCCCCAUCCCGGACUAAGAGAUUAGCCAUUUUCCCAGAUGGGACGCACAACGACACGUGGCAGUGCCAAGGCUACUUCACUGCACUAGAACAGUUUAUCAAGGAAGUGAUCAAGAGUCAUUCUCCCGAAGACAUGACAAAAACAUCAUCCAAUGUCACCAUCAUCUGAUGCCACCCUCUUGAUGGAGGGUGAUGGUGUCUUUUCUGGGUGUGUGUCCAUACCGGUCUGCACAGUGACUCUGAGCUUUGAAAGGCCUCAGCAUUCCAUUCUGACGAUGCUGUAACUUUCCACAUUUUCAAACUGGGCUUCUUAGAGUGUUUGAUAUCCCCAUCAGAGCUCCAGCCUGGUGAACUACCCUUAACUUUGUUUAACAUACCGGUUUGAUAGAUGCCAUCCAGAGGUUUCUUGUUGGCGAAGUGGUAAGAUCUAGGUUGUACUCAGAUGGAGAUGCGCACAAGAAACCUUCAGGUGUCUGUCAGUCCUUUAGUGAUAGUGGGACAAUCACGGGAAGCAAGCAAGUGCUGCUGCGUUUUCACCUUAAACGUUAGGAUGAAGUGCAUGGCGGUGUUUAUUCCUCACUUAUGCAACGCGAUAUUUUCAUGUAAAUAGCACUGGUCACAUGCCAAUGUACAUGGUUUCCUGGGUUAUAUCUAUUUUUAUGUAAACUCUAUUUUGUUUUGGUGAGGAAUGAGUGUGAGGCCUGUGAGCAGAUUCCAUGUUCUGCUGCUACUGAGAUCCGGCUUUUCCUAAUAAUAAACAGGACCUUUUUCCAAUAUAGAUGUGCUGUGUUUUUGUUAGGAGCUGUCUGGAGCGUGCCUAGUGGGAUAGGAAGUUAGCAUUGUACUGCAGCUUUCUUUGUAUACUGAACAUUUUAAACAUUUGUGACUUUGGUUGCAAACAGAAUUUUAGCCUCUGUCAGUUUGAAUCUUCAGAUAAACAAUAACAGCCACAGCAAGGGCUAGAACUAGCCGAUAGUUGAGUGAGGGUAACUCAAGACAUGUGAGCACACAGCCUUAUGCAACGCUUUCAUCUGAAUGAAGUCCCAGUACCUGGAUGUGCCUGACCUGACAGAGGCAAGCAUCAUUUAUUGAACUUUUUGCAACUUUUUCAAGAUGAAAGAAAAACAAAAAAGCAAAUAACCAAGUAUGGCUUAAUAUUCCAGUUCUGGGUAAUGGACUGUAUAAAGGGACAGUCUUAGGAAAAUUUGUCAGUCUUUACUGGUGGGAUUGAAGGAUUCCAAAGCUUCUCUCUGCCUCUUAUACAGGUAGCAAUUAAGGAGCUGUAGGUGGGAAGUUGUACUUGUCAACAUGAGCCCUUUGAAGCCUGGAAACAUUUGGUAACAUUCCAGUCAGGAGGUGGAACCUGCCAAGUCCUUUCCCACAGUCCUCACCAGGUAGAUGGCUUGAGCCCUUGCACAUUAGGUCAGCUCCAACCCAUGAUUGCAGAUAGCUUAGCUGUGUUUUUUGACCUUCCACAAGCAGCUAGAGCACAGUAAUAGUCUUGACCUUUAUUUAAAACUUUCCAUGAACAUAGGGCUAGAAGUACUUUUGCCAAGUAGCAUUCUUAGCCUUCAUUUUAUGCCAAUGUUUAGAAAACAAUAAUGUAUAGCAAGUAUAAUUUCUAAAGAAUAAUGCUUUUCUAUAAAUUAUUAAUUGUAAAGAGUCUUGUUUUUUAAAGAGUUGGUAACUCGUCAUGGAGGGUGUAUUUUGUAUGUGUAAAUUCACCACAAUUAAAGGCUGCUUUUCACCUUGUCAAUCAUUGCUGUAGAAUGACGAUCCUGAGUACCAGCCUGCUGAAAGGGCAACACGUAGCAACAGCCAGAGUGUAGACCUGAGCUGUCAUGGCAUACUUAGUUAGUUUUUACAUUUACAGGGUACUGUAUUGGAGUUCUGUUUUCAUUCAUUUACCAAUGUGUUUUUUGGAUCAUCCACUGAAAUAGGACAGCUGCUCCUUCCUUGAUGUUUUCUCUGCUGCUUUCUGUUCAGCUUUUGCUGAUCGGGACCUGAGGGGUAGAAGAACGGCACUCAAGUGUACCUACCACCUUGCCCUACGAGAGCGAACACUUCACCUCAGCAGAGACAACUAUGUUUAGGGAUGUAGAACAUCUCUCAUUACCAGCUAUGUAUUUGAUAUGAGUACUUUAGAUGAAUAGGCAUAGAAAACAAACUCAUACUGUCAGGGGCCAUGAUGCACCCCUGCAUCAUUUCUGAAAACUCAUGUGGUCUCAGUGGAACAUGACUACUGCAGGCGUCACCCCUUCACUUCAGACUCAUCGUUGGUGGGGAUGCCGUGGUCUGUCAACUCCUGGCUCAUUGAGAGAUGGAUAAAUGAUCUUAAGUUAUGCAGCUACUAUGAAUUUGGAAAUACAAAAAUCAUCCUAAACAGGACAAGAUAAACUUAGGGGAAAAAAAUCUUAAACUCCAUAUUUUAAAGAAUGAUAGAGAGUGAGAGAAGAACUUAGUUAAAAAACAAUCUUAAAUUCUGUAUUUUAAAGAAUAAUAGAGAACAAGACUUAGGUGACCCUUGUGCCUCAUGUAAGUGUCUUAAAAGUUUUGAUUGUGGUGACACAUCCAUUAAAUGUUACUAUAAAAUGGGUUACUCAACAGCUUAUGUUGGCCUGAGACACUUAUGGAUGAGCUGAGACACUUAGUGUUGAGACAGAUCAUGGUUCUGGUGACAUCACUGGAGUGUCCCUGAAGUUUACACCUACUGAUGCUUGCCCUUCUGUCAGGCUUGGCUUGGGUGGGAGUUGACCUGGUAGACAUGUUUCACAUUGGAUGCAUAUCAGUCAGCCUGCACAUCAGAUAUUUACAUUAUGAUUCAUAACAGCAAAAUUAUAUUUAGGAAGUAGCAACAAAUAAUUUUAUGGUUGGAGGGUCACAACAGACAACAUGAGGAAACUGCAUUAAAGGGUCACAGGCUUGGCAAGGUUGAGAACCAUUGAUCUAGGCUGUCAUUGACAUAUUUGAGCCCUCUGAUUAUCCCUCAAGCCUUUAUCCUAUCCUAUCAUGUUUGACAAUUAUAUAUUUUAAAGAGAACUGCAAAGAAAAAUUAGUCAUAAGUAACUCUUUUGGAAUGUCUACUUAGGUAUUGUCAUGUGACUCAGGUAAAGUUAGAAUUGAUACAGAACAGGGGUCUAUUUUCUAGCUUGCUAGAGUAGAAAAUGCAAAACUGUAUUCUCAUUGCAUAUGCACCUCCCUUCCCCUCAUCGGAAGCACUGCUGCCUUGUCUGACAGCAGGUAGGCGAUCAUCCUAUUCUAGUCAACAUUUGCCAAUGACACAGAUAUACCUCCAUUUAUAUUUUGUAUUUUAAAAAAGUAGACAAAAGAUAGAACUGUAUAACCCACACUUUUUGACAAAAAGUGCAAUAUAAACAUUUAACAGAUGUGUGUGCAACAUCAUUUAUGUCAAUUUCUGUCAAUACAAGAUGUACUAAAAUUCAUCUUCCAUAUAGGAGCAUUCAGUAUGAAGUAAGUUAGUUCAGUUUCAUAAUCUGAGCCAUAAUUUUGUUGUUGCCAUAUUUUCUUUGAAAUAGUAAUAAAAUUUUAUAGCUCAAAUUCUAAUGUCCUCUUAACUAUGUGCUUACCCUGGCAAGGAAACAUUUGUGGGGUUUUGUGGUUGGUUUUUGGUUCAUUUUUCUUUCUUUCUUUUUUUUUUUUUUUUACAUUUCUCUUAAGGUAUACUAUCUAUUUUUCUGUACUGACAUGCAAUAAAUUGAUACAUGAACAGCUUGAUUAAUGUCAGAUAGUUUGUAUUCAGUCUUUUUAAGAAUUCUAUUCAUGUAAAGUCUAUCUUAGGACGUUAAGUUAUCUAACGGUUCAAUAAAACCACGAGUUUCACUGAAAGUAAUGAAUCUUAUUCUAAUCGUGUGGAUGAAAAUGUUUGCAUUUCCUUUUCCCAAGAAUAUAGCAGUCCUUUGUGCAUUUAGGCUGAUAAUCAAAAACAUUUCUACAUAUGAACUGCUGCUGAGUUCCUAAGCCCCAAACAUCUUUUCAGUCAUAUGGUUGUUGUUGGACUGUCUCCUUGUCUUCAGACUUCAUAAAAUACUCUAAGAAAUUUUGAUGGUUGUUUUCCUCCCAUUUGUGUUUUAGUUGAUGAUUCCAGAUGAUUAAAAUAGUCUUACAGUUCA
Molecule: messenger RNA, 5673 nt
Organism: Rattus norvegicus (Norway rat)
Lineage: Eukaryota; Metazoa; Chordata; Mammalia; Rodentia; Muridae
Gene: Abhd13
Product: abhydrolase domain containing 13
Cellular component (GO): membrane
Source: RefSeq, a predicted model, not a curated record